This is a messenger RNA of Scophthalmus maximus (turbot), 1252 nucleotides long. RefSeq names its product transmembrane protein 42-like. The record is from RefSeq and is a predicted model, not a curated record. Lineage: Eukaryota; Metazoa; Chordata; Actinopteri; Pleuronectiformes; Scophthalmidae. Bases 317 to 769 code for a protein of 150 amino acids. The transcript has 3 exons.
AACAAAAGAAUAUGACUCAUAAUUCUCCACAGUAUUAUAAAUGAUCAUAGUUUGAUGAAGCCGGGAAAGUAAUACCGAUAAAACUGAACGGCCGCCAUUUUUGAUCCGGUAUCCAGUUCCUGUGAUACAUCCGCGCUGACUACAGUCGGAAGACAAACAGCAACACGUCACGUACCUGCGCUUCAUCAGGUGAAGUUGUGAGUGUAGUUGUUUAUCUCGACUUACUGUAAAACGUUAGAGUCAAACAGACUUUUAUUGUGAAAACAGUUUUAGGAUUGUAGACCGUCACGCACCGCGCGUGUCGCCCACGUGCAGGAUGUCGUCGUGGUCCGUGUACGCGCUGCUCGCGGGGGUUCUGAGCGCAGCCGCGUCUCUGUCCGCCAAACUGUCCGUCGGUGCCGGUCCGCUGAGGGGCAUGUGCGAGGCCGCGGUGGGAGGCUGGACUGGAGCCGAGGGGGCAGCUGCACAGUGUGACUGGCUGCUCGUCCCCCUGCGGCUGCUGUGCGGAGUCUUGCUGUUCGCCUGCAACGCCGUCAUGUGGACCUUCUUCUCCAAGGCUCUGCGCCACUGCUCCUCCUCAGCGAGGGCCACGGUCACCACCACCGCCUCCAACUUCAUCUCCUCAGCCGUCCUGGGGAGGGUGAUCUUCGGAGAGACCCACGCACUUCUGUGGUGGUUGGGCAUCUCCAUCACUCUGUGUGGACUGCUGGUGCUUCACGGAGCCGCACCUCGGACCCCGUCGCAGGCCGAGGACGAGAAGGACAAGUGACGAGAAGAAGUGAUCGGCCUCUUGCUGCUUAUCAAAAAGGUGGUAACUCAGUGUAUGAAUGUUUAUAUCAGGUAAAACUGUGGACUAUGUUGCACAGAGCUGACGGUGAGUCAUCACCAGUCGUCCCUGACACUUCCUCAGACACAGACUGACGUGUCCCUGUUGCAGGUUUUCUUUUUGUAUAUAUUUUUUUGAGUAUAUUUUGUAGCCUAUACAUGUGAGCACUAAAGAUUAUAGCAGGUAUUUGGGGUAAAUACAUUGAAUGGGGGAUGUUCAAUGACCGACUUCUUUCAGUAAUCAUGAAAUGUCUUCUGGCUCAUUCUGUGAAUGAGCCUGAUACAUUCUGCCUCAUCUACCGAUUAUUUUCAUUAUUGAUUAAUCUGUUGAUUAGUUUCUCCAUUAAUUAAUUAGUUGUUUGGUUCAUAAAAUGUUGAAAAAUGUUGAUCGUGUUUCCACCGAACCUCAAGAUGUUUUGUUUUGUUC